AAAUGAUACAAACAGAUAAUAUUGCACCGCCGGGUCGCCUAGUGGUUUCAGUCUUCCGACCGCUGCUUGCGUGAGCUGGCUAUCUUGUGGGCCUGUGGCGCGUCACCACUACUACGCCUGUGUACUAGUAGGUUCAAUCAGAAACAGACUGUACGGUGCAAUUCUCCGAGCUAGGGGCAACUUUUUCUGGUCUCCGAAGCUUUCGGUCGUAGCGUUUGGCCAUGAUCAAUAUAGUCGUCUGAAGGAGAGUGCUCAUGCUCUGUGGAUCUACUCCUGACUUGUUCGCUUUGGAACAGCUGACAUAAAUAAUUAAGUACUCUCUCAGCCGUGACUUCCGAGCUAAGAAGACAAUCCUCCGACAGCGAGCUCUGCCUCAGCUCUGCUCACUUUAAAAGCUUUGAUAUGCAGUGAUACUUGCAGCUUGCAGCGUCUCUCAUUUAUUCCUUCUUGCACUGCCAAGCCCGCGCUCCUCUUUCCAAUGUCUCCUUUCGACGUCGAGUCCGCGGCGGUGCUGGCAGGUCAGCUUGGAGCUCCCGAGCGGAACGGCGCUGCUCUGAUUGACGCACACAUGUUAUCCGGAGACUCCAUCAACGAGAUGGCUGUGGCGGAAAGUGUCAAGCAGCAUCAGAAAACGUAUGACCUUCUGGCCCAGAAGGUGACUUACAAGAUCGGAUCAAAGACCGCGGAGGGCUCCCGCCAGAAGAUCCUUCUGAAUGACGUCAGCACGGUCGCCCGCCACGGCGAAAUCCUUGCGGUGGUGGGACCCUCAGGCGCCGGGAAAUCGACGUUCCUGGAUGCCAUCAGCGGGCGCAUCGACGGCUCUGAUUUGGAGGGCGGCUUCCUCGUCAAUGGAGCGCCGAUGGAUGCAAGCUUCCGUAGACUGUCGGGGUAUGUGAUGCAGGACGAUCAGCUGUACCCGCUUCUGUCAGUGCGCGAGACGCUUAUGUUCAGCGCGCGCCUGCGACUGCCCAGCAGCAUGAGCGCCGCAGAGAAGGCCGCGCGCGUCGAGAAGACGAUUGCGGAGCUCGGACUGGCCAGCUGUGCGGACACGCGCAUCGGGAAUGAGAGCGCGCGCGGGAUCUCCGGAGGCGAGAAGCGACGUGUGUCCAUCGGCGUUGACCUGAUCCACGAUCCAUCAGUGCUGUUUUUGGACGAGCCGACCUCGGGCCUAGACUCCACGGCCGCGCUCAACGUGGUGCAAACCCUGCACACCAUGGCGCGCGCGCGCGGCCGCACGAUCGUGCUUACCAUCCACCAGCCCAGCUUCAGGCUUUUGGCGCUCAUCGACCGCCUUCUGCUUCUGGCCCGGGGCAGCCCGGUGUACCACGGCCCGACGGCCGGCCUCGGCGACCAUUUCCGCCGUUUCGGCAGGCACGUGGUCGCCCACGUGAACCAACUCGAGUUCGCCCUGGACGUCAUUGAGGAGCUGGAGCAGAGCCCGGAAGGGAUCGAACCUUUGGUUGCAUUCUCACGCGCACAGCUGGAGGCCGCGGGGCCCCUCGCGCGCGCCGCGGCCGCGCCGUCCGCGCUCGGCCGGCCGCGCGCGGACAAGUUCGCGACCUCGUUCGCGUCGCAGCUGUGGGUCCUGUGCGACCGCGGCGCGCGCAAUACUCUGCGCACCAAAGAGCUCUUCACCGCGCGGCUGGUGAUCCUGUGCACGUCGAGCUUCAUCCUGGGAUCGCUCUUCUUCCGCAUAGGCUAUACGCCGUUCGGCGUCCAGGCGCGGGUGUCGUAUAUCAUAUUCGUCAUCUCGAGCAUCCUGUUCACGUCGACGCAGACGCUGCCGGUGUUCCUGGAGGAGCGGCUGAUCUUUGUCCGCGAGACGUCCCGCGGUGCGUACCGGACGUCCGCGUUUGUCGUGGCGCAGCAGCUGGUGUACGCGCCCUUCUUCCUGCUCCUCGCCGUCGCAUUCUGCGCCAUCUCCUACUUCAUGGUGGGCAUGGCGGCCGGAACGGAGCCGUUCCUCUUCUUCGUCCUCUCGGUGUGGCUGGUCCUCAUCGUGGCGAACACGUUUGUGCUCUUCUGGGGCGCGGUUGUGCCGAACGUCAUCAGAGGAAACAUCCUGGUCUUCUACGCCACCGCCUACUUCUGGCUGCUCUCCGGCUUUUUCACACCGCUGCAAACCAUUCCAUGGUACUGGAUCUGGGCGCACUACAUCUCCACGUUCAAGUACCCGCUGGAGAUGUUGCUCGAGAACGAGUUCCAUGCGCCCGGGGUAACGAACCGGUGCUUCGACGGUGUAAAUGACGGCCUGGUUACACCUAACUGUACUUUAACCCCGGGGGACAUCCUCGGGGGGCUCAAAGCCGGGGGAGUGCAUAAGUGGGUGAACACGGGGAUCUACGUCGCGUUUUUCUUUGCGUAUAGCUUCUUCUUUUACUUGAUGCUGCUCAGGCAGACAAACAAGACUAGGAAGUGAGACUCGGUGGAUGAGUUGGGAAGCAGUCUAAGGAAGUACGAAAAGAUACUGGAACAUUGGAGAGGACGAUUGCCGCUAGAAGCAUACACAGCAGUCAGUCUUUGUACAAGCCAUCCAGUGACCAUUACAUCCUAGUCUUUACAAAGUAGCUGACGGGCGUACUCGCUAGACUAGUACUAGGGCUGGACUAUAUUCUCAGCAUACACCUGUGGCCGUUUGCUAAAGUUGUGACUUGUAGCUUCUCCUUGUAAAACUCCUUCGAGCUCACUUUGUUUGAUUAGUAGGAUCUCAUCAUAAUUGGCUUCCUUCGAAACCUUUCAAAAGACCAUAGGAGCUCUCCCUUCAAAUUGUCGGAUUCGGUUUCCAUUUGCAGUACGUGACGU
Messenger RNA from Klebsormidium nitens, 2802 nucleotides. Lineage: Eukaryota; Viridiplantae; Streptophyta; Klebsormidiophyceae; Klebsormidiales; Klebsormidiaceae. The record is from the annotation of a GenBank genome assembly.